AUGGUAAGCGUACAAAUUCUGUUAAGCUUAAUCAGCACAAGGCAGGUUGAAGCAUGAGAAAGUGGGGUGUGACCCUUGGAUGUAUACAGUAGGCUGUACUACACUUGGGGAUUAUAUUUCAUUCAAAGGACAGAGCUGUUUGAAAUGAGCAAGGAUUGGUACAGCUUGUUUCUGCCCUGUUGAGUACAUAAUAAAUAGCUGCCAGGUUCCAACAAAGCACCAGAGUAAGGGAUUCAAAUUAUUUACAGUACUUACUAACUUUUUCUUUCUGUUCCUGGAGAAGGAAAGUGGCUUUGAUGUCCCACCCUUGCAGGGUUUUAGGUGUCUAAAUUACAUCCUUCAGCAGAGUUAAAACACAAUUUUUGGCACCUUGUGCACCAUAAUUUAACUCUGUAUUUAAUAUUCAUGGGGCAUAAAUUCAAUUUGUCAUCACUUUGAAACUAAUCUGGAGUUCCAUGCACUUAGAUUACAUUUCUGGGCAUCUGACCAGUCCAGGUGUCAAAUACAAGGCUGAUCUGCUUUCUCAAAAUGGCAUCUAAAAUAAAGGAAAAAAUAAAAAGAGUUGCAUUCUUUCAUAUGUUUAUCAUGAAGUAAAAAAGAUGUGUAAAAUAUAUGUUUUGAUACUGUUCCAAGUGAGUUUACAAUUAGUUACAGUUGUCAGUUAUUAAAAUUUUUUUUUAAAGAACCACAAGUUUUCUGCAGUAGUGCUGAGAUUUCUCAGUGAGUCAGUACCAUUAGGCAGGGGAGGGAAGUUUCUUUUGAGUUUUUAUGGUUGUUUUAACUUAUUGUUUUAAAACAUUGUUGUAAACUUUCCUUGUGAUAAUGUUAUUGUUUUAUCUUUUUUGUAAGUAGCUUUCAGGUUUUUUUCUACAACCAAGUGGUGCAUAAAUUUUAUUAAUUUUUUUUGUUUAUUGUUGCAUUUAUUGUUUAUUUAAAAUUUCAAGGCAUUCCAGACCUGAGUGAUACCUGUGCAGGCAGCAGGUAGAGGGAGGUGCUUCUCAGUUCCUGUCUUUUGAGUCAGUUGAGAAAGGGGAACUGGAGGGUAGGCCAGCACUUUGAACAUCCCUUUGCCCCGAUCUUCACAUUUGUGUGGGCACCAACAGGCAGCAAGCUAAAGUCUUGUAUGCUCCUGUCAAAAAGGUGGUCGAUAGUGUAAGCAUAAAAGGAUGGUGACAAAUUUAAAAUUAGAGGCUUGUAAUAGCAAAGCAUUUCAUUGGUGCAUUGCAGUGAUUCCCCGCGACCCACCCCACCCCCCAAAAAACUCAGUCAGUGAAAAGAUUUAGUAUGUAUGGGUGUAUAACGGUUGAAAUAAACUGCAUGAUCUGGGUUUUUUUCAGGAUGAAGAGACUCAACACAGCCUUGAAUGCAUCCAAGCUAAUCAGAUCUUCCCCAGGAAGCAGCUGAUCCGUGAGGAUGAGAAUCUCCAGGUAGUCACCCGACUCUCCUUUGCCCUCACAGCAGUGACACAUGGGCAGAUCUGAUGAUGCUAUUUCUAGCCAAGAUCAGACACUUGAUUUAUCUUAACUCAUGGGACUAUUAAUUCAAACCCUGUUGCUGCACUUGUGAGCUUGAUUGCAAAAGUUAUUUAACUGUGCGUUUCUUAGUUGGAACUUUUCCUGCAAACCCAUCUAUGCUGUCUGCAGCAUGUCUCUGAAUGGCAUUUGCUGAUGAACAGUAGCCAGGGAGGGCUCCUGUGCUCGUGUCCUGCUUGUGGGCUUCCCACAGGGAUCUAGCUGACCAUUGUGAGAAGCAGUCUGCUAGAUUCAAUAGGCUUUUGGUCUGAUCUGUCAGGACUCUUAUGUCUUCACUAGGCUUAAUCACUUACUUUCAAGGGACCUUCUCUUCCUUCCCUUCACCUUGUUAGAAUUAAUUCCUCAGCUAUACAGUAUAUAUGAAAACCUUGGACUUCUUUGUGUCACACUUUCCUUUCCUCUGUGUCAAUUCUACAAUUGUUUAUAAUACAGAAAAACUUCCUGCUUUCUGAAGUAGUUCCACAGGUUUUAUUUCUGUCCAUUGUUUAUACAGUCGUACCUUGGUUUUCAAACAGAAUGCAUUCCGGAAGUCUGUUUGAAUUCCAAAACAUUCGGAAACCAAGGCACAGCUUCCGAUGGGCUGCAGGAGCAUCCUGCAGCCAAUUGGAAGCUGCGGAAGUUGCACCAGACGUUCGGCUUCUGAGGCAAAGUUCACAAACUGAACACCUACUUCUGGGUUUGCGACAUUUGAAUUCCAAGUUGUUAAUGAACUAAGCUGUUAGAAAACCAAGGUACGACUGUAUUUCUAUCCAAUUUGAUAUUGAACAGAGGUGAUGUUUCAGCUCUGUAACAGUCCCUUCUUCUACUGCCGAAGCUACGAUUAUUUGGGGCAAAUCUCCUUUUGGUGUUUUAGAUCGUCUUUGACUCCCUGUACAGUGUGGAAGGUGGAGAUGACUUCUGUACACUUUCACAAUGAGCAUCUUACUGAAACAACAUGAAAGUGGAAGGCAGCCACUGCCAAAGGGGUCUUUGGUUGUGGCUGCCUGCCAUAUUAUUAUUGUUUCAGCAAGAAUCAACUUACUGUGGGAACAUUCAGCUGCAACCGCUUCCAUCAAAAUAUGCCCCUCUUAAUGUUUUGUGACACAGCUUAAAGCCCUUGUUCUGUCAGGUGUUUACCCAAAGCUUUCUGUGGCUUUUAACAACUACAUGCACGUCCUUGUCAUAUUCCAUCAAGAUCCGUAUGCUUUGCAUUUGAGGUGUGAGUGAGUGAACUCCUUGAGAAUCCACCAUCAACUAGUUUACGUAAAACUUAUUUCCCUCCCCCUCCCCCUUUCAACAGGUCCCGUUCCCCGAACUUCAUGGGGAGAGCACUGAAUACGUAGGUCGAGCAGAAGAUGCCAUCAUUGCACUUUCCAACUAUAGACUUCACAUCAAAUUUAAGGAAUCAAUUGUGAAUGUAAGUCUUCACGUCUGCCCUGGCUGUUCACGGCUAGAGAUCUUGCUGGUUAUGUGGUUGGGAAAUGCACAGCCACCCAUUCCUUAUAUAUUGGGGCUCUUAUCAUGUAACUCAUAGAUGUAAGUUAGGAAACAACAAGGAUCCAGAAUGAAGAAUUAGGUCCAUCUCCCUGCUGCUGUUCUAGAUAACUAACCUGCAGUUCUUCUUUCCUCAUCCUGGUUCAGGGUGGGGAACCUUUGGCCCUCCAGAUGCUGCUGACUGCCUAGGAUAUUGGGAGUUGUAGCUCAACAACAUCUGGACGGUCAAAGGUUCUCCACACAUGUCCUAGCCCAGCUGCGUUAAUUCUUCUUGGUUGCCUUAUUAGUAUCCUUGAUUGAACACCUCUUUGGAUUUGCUUCUUGGCAGCUGUAGCUCAGCUGAACAGCAGUAGGUCUUUGGCCCUUGCAAACUUUCCAAUCCAUUUGGUAGCAGUGUAUUGAGAUUCCUGCUCUGGUUUUGGGGAACCGAGCUGUGAGCUUGCAUAAUAUGGCUGCUGCCAAGGAUCCUUUGAGACUGGUGGUGCCAUGCGAAUGUUUUCUCAGCCCCUGAGACCACAUGUCAACAGGUAGUAGAAUAGUAGUAUUCAGUUUUCCACUGAUGGGAGCAUAUAGGCCCACUUGUAGAGAGCAUGGCUCAUUGUCUGCGCCCAGCAUUCCUUGGGUUGUGGUCCAUGUGCUUCAGCUCAGAGACCUGGUAAAGUAAAAUGCACGAGGUUGUUUGGAAAUUGGAAGAGGCUGUCAUGGAGCAUAACAGUGCUCUUUGUAUAGUAGCUGUUACAUGCAAUGAAUCACGCUGUUGUUGAAAUUACUUUCUCCAUGUCACUCAGUGACCUGUUAGAAAAAUCUGGCUUUCUUAGGGGUGACAGGGAAAUCUAUAUAAUUUCUGACCCUGUUGAAGAGCACCUAGCUCAAAACUUGUUAGGCACUCAGUUCCCUAAUUAAGAACAAAAAACAAAAACCAGCAGUGACUUCUGGUGCUGCACACAAAGAGCCUCAUUCAAGUGAGAAUUUAUUGUUCUACUGCUUAAAAUAGAUUCCAUGGGACAGAGUUCCUUGGUGCCCCCUUGCUGUGUGCUAAAGUGGAUAGGCAGUCUGAAUUUGUUUUUGCAUUUUUAAAAUAAAUAAAUGAUUAGGACUAGAAGUUCUUGUGUGUAAUUUUUGUGUUGUGUUGUGUGUGUGUUAAAACGGUUUCUUGGUUGCAGCUGUGGUCCUCACCUGACAACCCAAGUAAUGUUCAUUCUGCUUCGUAGCUUAUCACCAGCUGCGAAUCAUGUGGAAUUAUGCGAGUCAUGUUGGUGAGAUGAAGUAGAAUUAAAACACAUAUUGCUCUUCUGUAAUGAAAUCUGGGUGUGUAUGCUAAUCCUAAUAGAUGAGUGGAAACAAAAUUGAUACGUUGCAUCGAGAAGCGACUGAUUCCUAGAGCAUAACAUGGUAGUUUAGAAGUAUCUGCUUCAGUGUCACCGAACAAGUAAUACUGCUGUGAUUCUCAGUAUUCUGAGAUGCUAUUAAUUUCCAUACUUUUACUGUGUUUAUCUGAUCCUAGGGAAAUGUUUAUUAAUUUAACUAUUCUAGUUAAAAUUUACACUGCAGUUUAAUACACUGGAAUGUUGAGUCCUGACAAAACGGCUGGCACUUAAUGUUGUACUGCUAGGUGAGAUUAUCCCCAUAUGACAUUCUGAAUUUUUGUUUCUGUGCCUCUUGGCCAGGCAAAAAUUAGUGCUCCUGAAGUCACUUGAUAUUGCACAUUGGCAGUAGUAACCUGGGCCCCCGGCAUUCAUGUUUGGUAUGCAAGUUAGCUGGCUCUAAUAGAAAGGGAAACUCAGCUGAGAAUAUCCAAAGCCUGCCUUUUGGUUUCAUUCUAAUUUUGUCCUUUGUUUACAAUUCAAUAGAGAGUCUGUAAACUUGCCGCUUGUGAGCUCUCAGUAAGUAAAACGGUGUUGCUGUGUAACAUUUUACUGCUGCACCUUUGCUUGGAAAGGAAUAAACUUGUGUGGCCAGUGCUCACCUUGCAACACAGGCAGGGGCUGUAAUGCAUGAUGCAUUUUGACUUGACUGGAUAAAUUCAUGGAUCGCAUAGCAAUAGGAACUUGAUGUCCCCUUUUGAAAAAGCAAACAAAAUGCUCAGUAAACGAAGCAAUAAGCUGAUGGAAUGGUGGCUUUCAAAAGUGUUGACUUAUUCAUCCAUGGGAUUGUUUGCAAAUUCAGCAGUGUUACACACUUUGUACAUCAAAACUGAAUGCCCAGGUUUAUUUCUUGGUUGGCUCCAUCUAAGGAAAGUGUUUAAAUCGUGGCAUUUGGUAAAGCUAUGGGAACAGCAGCAGCAAAAAAAAAAAAAAUAUAAUUUGGUUCAAAUGUCAUAGAUUUGAAUUGGGACUUCUUGUAAGUUUGUAGUAGGUGCAGUGCACUAAAAUUUUAAGGGUCAAACAAGGGAAGCUUAAUGACACAGUGAAACUUAUUUCCUGUUCGGUUCAGUUAAUAUUUAGGAUUUUUGCCCCUCUACUCGUGGGCAAUAAUUUAGUUUCACCAAAUGUAGCUCUCUUCAUCUGCAGUCCAUAACAAAUUCAGACACAUAGCAGGAAUAUUAACAUUUGUUGGAAAUCAUUUUUUUUAAUUAAAGGUAAUAAACAGGCUUAGAGAUUUCCCACUGUAAAAUGACACUGGUGGGUUUGGAUAGCUUUGCAUGCUCACUGAAAACAGGCAGAAUGGUUUGUUCAUCGUUUUACUGAUACUGCCUCAUUACUGCACUGCUGCCUGACCAAGCAUUUGUGUUUUGGAGGCUGAACUAACUGCACGGAUUUGUGGUGUUCUAAAGCAUGACUAUUGAACACAAGAAGAAUCUGGCUGCUGGAUCAGAUCAAAAGUCCACCUAGUCCAGCAUCCUGUUUUCUGCAGUGGCCAACCACAUGGCCACACAAACAAGACAUGAGCGCUGUAGCCCCUUUCCCCGCUAUUGUUUCCAGCAGUUGGUAUUCACUGCAUGCGGCCUCGUAGCCCUGGAGGUAGUUCCUAGCUGUCGGCAUUCUCCUUCCUGAACUUGCCUGGUAGAAGGGCAAAUGGAAUUCACAGGGCAAGGUGAGGCAGAAUGCUUGGCAAAAUGAGAUGAAGGAAAGUUAUAUUCCAAUAGUCCCCACUUUUCAGCUGGAACCAGCCCCAGUAGGAAGGCAAAGCAGGUGGGGGCUGGCUGAAGUAGAGUGAGAUUGGUGGUCCAGUGCCCUGUUUGGCUUAAUGGACCAGCCUCCUCUUAUCUAAAGGCAAUGCUUGUUGUGUGGUCUCACUGGCUGCCCCCAUUGCACAUGGGCCCUCUCCUGUUCGAUGGGUGUGCACCUUCUGCCCAAUCAGAAGUUCACGGCUGCCAAGAGACAGAAGUGAUAAACUUGCCUAACAGCUCAUAUAAUGGAAAUAAUUAUGGUGAGUUGGUCCAUAUAUUAUAGUGAUUGCUAGAGGAGUAUAGUUGAGACUAGACAAUAGUUUCUGUCGGGUUUCUGUCAGCAGAAGCCAUAUCAAGACAGAUUGACCCAUUUCUACAUACUAAGAUAGGUGUGGUGUUUUAUUUAUCAGUUGUAAGUUAAAGGCUGGUGUUUACUCUAAAAGGAAGCAGUACUGAAUUUGGGGAUACUGUUGAAGUGGAGGCACGGGAGAAUCCAGUAUCAGAAUUGUGAAGGCAGAUUUUCCCCUUAUCCCAACAUUUGCUCUAUAGAGAAUUCGCCCUCCCUCCCGCCCCAAGGAGUGAAUGAAGGUAAAACAGGAGUGGAAGAAGUUAAAACAGGAGUGUGGUUGUUUCUUAGGUUUGGAGAUGAGAAAGGUGCACUGCACAAGAAGUAUUUCAUGACCAAACUAUAUAAGCUGGAGAACUGUCUCUAAUGUGUGAGAGAAAUGUAGUUCUCUUUUCCUAUAGAAUUGUUGCUGCUUUAAACAUGGAACUUGAGUGAUUGCCUUAAAAUGUGCUUUAUAAGUACCAUAAACAUAAAGCACAUUUUAAGGAAGGAAAGUGUAUAUCUCUUACAUUUGUGUAACAUUUCUUGCAUCUGGUGAAGUGCAACCUAGUCCAUGAAAACUUAAAUGCUAUAAUAAAUGUGUUCACCUUUAAGAUGCCACAAAAUAGGAGUCUGUUUAUGCUGUGUCAUAAUUACACAUGUUCCUUUUCCAUGACUCAACUGUACCUGUUCAUAUGGGAAGAAAAGGAGGGACAAUAGUCUAAUAAAUCCUUAUAUUAAAUGCUGUGAAACUGUGUCAGCCUUUUUUAAGCAAGGUCAUUUAAUCUUUUUAAUCACAGGUUCCAUUGCAGCUUAUAGAGAGUGUUGAAUGCCGGGAUAUAUUUCAGCUUCACUUGACUUGUAAGGACUGCAAAGUUAUCAGGUAUGUGUGUAUAUAUACAUAUAAAUUAUCCUGAUGGUUGUACACGUUACACUAUUACAAGGAAGUAUGGCCUGCUAAAGAUUGGUAUCAGUGCCCUGUUUAAUAAUUAUUACUUGGUCUCAUGACUGGGCAACGUUUUCCCCCUUGUCUUGUAUUGUAUCAAUAGAACAUUGACAAUCCACUGCAGCAGUUUAACUUUUCAGUUGAAGGCAUGCAGUUGCAGGAGUAUAACAAAUUAUCCAUCUCCAUCAAUCGUGGGUGCCUCAGAUUAGCUGAAACCGCUUAUUUCAUUGUGUGUUCAUUUUCACUAAUUGUUGUUGUUGUUAUUUAUUACAUUUGUGUACCACACCUCGUCCGAAGAUCGCAGGGCGAUUCACAACAUAAAAACACAAAAUAAGAAAAUACGUAAUAAAAAACAAAAACCAAUAACCCCACCAUCAUGAACUUUAAAAAGGUCAUUGGAUGUUUAAUCAGGCAAAGGCUUAGUUAUAGAGAAAUGAUUUUGCCUGGCACUUAAUGAAGGCACCAGGCGAGCCUCCCUGGAGGGGAGCAGGCCACAGACGGGAAGCCACUGUAGAAAAGGCCUGUUCUCAUUUAUCAUUUGCAUGAUUUUGCUUCUUGCUGCCAGAGGUGGUGAUGGCCUUUCUUCAAAUUAAAAAAAAGUAUUUAGAUAGCUUUGGCUAUGGUCUGAAGGUUUAUGCAAAGAACCCUAGAUUAAAAAUGGAUGAUCUUGAGGUAAUUAUAUUAACUUUGCAUUUUUGCGUACUAGAGUUCACUUGUAAAAUAUAUGCAGUGCAGCUUUUGAAGCCAAAUGCCAGUGUGUUCUCUCUUCUUGUCUGCUUUGAAGCUAAACUUUCAUUGGAUUCUGUGGCUUGGAUCUCUCUGGGUGAGAAUUAAUAGAUUUUUAUCUGGCUUAAUAUUUUUUUUAAUUUUUUUUUACAGAUGUCAGUUCUCUACUUUUGAGCAGUGUCAAGAGUGGCUUAAACGGCUGAACAAUGCCAUCCGCCCUCCUUCAAAGAUAGAGGAUCUCUUUUCAUUUGCUUACCACGCCUGGUGUAUGGAGGUGUAUGCUAGUGAAAAAGAACAGCAUGGUGAUUUGUGUCGACCAGGUAUGAUGCAGACAUUCUUUGUGUAGUUGUAGAGAUAAAUGAGCUUGUUCCAGUUGAUUGAGGUGCUGGUGGAUUUUUGCCUCUGAAAAGUCUCAAGGUUAAGGGAGUGAAGGGUUUAAUGGAUAGGUUUUAAAGCUGCCACUAUUCAGUUGCCUUUUUUUUUUUUUUGGUUCAUUGUUUGUGGCUGCUUUCUCCAACAUACAGCUUUCCUGCUAUUUUUAAUAUUAUCUAUAGGCUUCUUCAUAGGCAGUUCAAGCCAACUGCAUAUUACAUAAGCAGCAUUAGGAUGCCAUGUCAAUCAGUCUUGACUAUGGGAUGCCACAAUGGGAUGCCACAAAGCCAAAUCAAAGCAAGGACAAUGACUUUGGCCUUCUUUCAUAAUGGGUGAAUAUUCUGGCCUCAUUUUGCAGACCCUCUGGACCAACAAGCUGAAAUGGAGAGAAGGCUUUUUGUGGUAAUAAAGUGCUUCCUCCUCUCUUUUGACAUAGUCCUAUAACGUAUGUGUGUGCAGAAACAAAAAUUUAUUAUUACACUUUAUGCCAUUACUAUAGAAGGUCAUCAGGUUGGGUUAUGGCUCCACCUUCUUAUAGUAAUGGAGAACUGCCUUUCAGGUGAGAGCCAACAGUUCUUUCUGCUAAUGCCAUCUUCAUAAUAGAAACAGCCAGUUACGAUGCAAAUGAUGUUUCACUUAUUCUUUCUCUUCCAAAUUCACAUUGAUAUAUGCAGUUCUCUGCAGAGCAGAAUUCUUGAAUUCAAACUCUUACUCAGUUGAGAGUUGACCAGAAUUAUACAGUGGUAUGAAGGUGCUGCUGAGAAGAGCUGUCAGUAUUGCAAUUUUCUGGCAUAGAUCAAGAGAGCUUUGCUCCUGCACAACGAUCAGUAAAAACUUUGGAUCUGAUCCACAGUCAGAGGGGUUUUACCAUAUUCAUGGAAGCUUACUUAACCCCUCCCACCCAGAAAGGGGACUUAGCUCUAACUGCAAGUCAUCCUUAGACCAUAGAAUUGAAGCACACUCUUGGCCCCAUCUGUUGGUCAGGGGAAAGUUAGUAUGUGUGUCAUCUCAUGACCCUGAGAUUAAGAGUCUCAUGCUCUUCCAACUGAGCUAGUGCAGGAUAUUUGCAGCUAUUAAAGAACCAGCUUUCCCCCCAGCGAAUGUUUACAAAUUGUCUUUUGCUUGUGGAGUAGCAUCAUGUGUUCCUCAAACAGACCAGCCUAAUUGUACAACGUGAUAAUAAAAUUUGUCUGAGCGCUUUUUUUACAAAGGGAAGAAGUGCAUUGAAACUAGAAUGGGGCAGGCAAAUACCAACCAGUCUUUAAGGGGCCUUAGCUUAACUGGUCUUCAGCUAAUAAUCAGGAAACAACUGAUUAUUAACCUAUCACUGUGUGCAGAGCCAAUUAAAAUAACAUGAUACCGCUAAAGAUGGUUACUAAAUUUAGAUUUUCAUGGUUGGCAUAAGCAAAGCAGAUUUCCUACUGUUAUAAUUUCUUGACGCGGGUGGCGCUGUGGGUUAAACCACAGAGCCUAGGACUUGCCGAUCAGAAGGUCGGCGGUUCGAAUCCCCACAACGGGGUGAGCUCCCAUUGCUCGGUCCCUGCUCCUGCCAACCUAGCAGUUCGAAAGCACAUCAAAGUACAAGUAGAUAAAUACCGUAUUUUUCGCUCCAUUGGACGCACCCGACCAUAGGGCGCAUCUAGUUUUUAGAGGAGGAAAACAAGGAAAAAAUAUUCUGAAUCAAAUGUUGUAUAAACUACUGUAUUUAAUAAACAACCGGUAUAUCAGAAUCACAUUACAGCCAUGUAAAGUGAACAGCAGUCAACAAUGGCAUUAAGCACCAUCAUCACUGUCAUUAACAAAUGAAGAGAGACUUUAAGGUUUGAGUACUCUUCUAGUCUUCUGUGAACCCCAAGAACUCAUCACUGCUAAAGUCAGAAUUUAUGAAGCUCAGUUGCUCACAGUCACUGACAUCACUUUCUUCGCUAUCUUCAUGUAAAAUACCAUCUUCGUAUCCAUCCAAAGCAUUGCUAAUGCCACAUUUUUUCCUCUCAAUCCUCUUCCUCCCCUCUCUCAGCGAACAGCCUGCCAGCUGCUCGCAAACAUUCCCUUUACUUGAAUUACAGUCAAGAAACAGCCAAGCAGAGCUUCUCAGCGGCAGGCUUGGGAGGCUUUCCUUUUCCCCACUUUUUUCUCUCCCCCCCCCAAGCAGAACAGUCCCCUUUUCCAGCCUCCUCCUCUCCAUCCCUUUCACCCAAACUCCUCAGGUGACGUCUACAAUUUCUCCCCUUCACUGCUCCCUCUCCUUUGCCCUCUACCAUGACUCUCCACUCACGGCAACCUAUGGUACCUCAUCUCCCUUCACCCAGCUUCUUGGUCCCCCUUCUCUCCAUCCUCUUCCUCCCCUCUCUCAGUGAACAGCCUGCCCGCUGCUCCAAACCUUGAGGGGAAGGGCAGGCUGCUGGCAGAGCAGCACCCCCCGCCCCCAUUCAGCAGCCCAGGAGUGCGGGGCAUGGGGGCACAGCCCUCCCCUUGCUCCAAAGCUUCCCAGGGCUGCAUGGGGAAGCCGAGGCUGCCGGCAGGGGAGCGCGGCUCCACCACCACUACCAAAGACCAGUCCAAGAGUGUGCCGCACUCCGGCAAUUUGGCUCCAGGGACCACACAUUCGCUCCAUAGGACGCACAGACAUUUCCCCUUACUUUUUAAGAGUAAAAAAGUGUGUCCAAUGGUGCGAAAAAUAUGGUAGGUACCGCUACAGCGGGAAGGUAAACGGCGUUUCCGUGCGCUGCUCUGGUUCGCCAGAAGCGGCUUAGUCAUGCUGACCACAUGACCCGGAAGCUGUAUGCCGGCUCCCUCGGCCAAUAAAGCCAGAUGAGUGCAGCAACCCCAGAGUCGGCCACAACUGGACCUAAUGGUUAGGGAUCCCUUUACCUUUACCUAAUUUCUUGACAAAAUCACUGGGGCCAUCUCAUAUUAAGUUCUUUUCAUUCUACUAUUGUCUUCUUUUGUUGUAGGAGAACAUGUAAGUUCGAGAUUUAAAAAUGAGGUUGAACGGAUGGGUUUUGAUAUGAACAAUGCCUGGAGGAUCUCCAACAUCAACGAGAAGUACAAGUAAGUUCUGUGGAUGUUUGCAGACAGCUGGCAGCAGUCUAACUUUUAUUGAAGUAGGCAUUUUGGAGCAGAGCAUAUCAUAGCCCUUGCUGUGGUUGGAUGCACUUGUAGAUCCUGGUACUGCUGAUGGUUUGGAACUGAGCGGGUGGGGUUUCUUAGUAGCCUUAAAGCUCUGAAAAGCAAAGUGAUAGAGCACCCCAUGUAGCUGCCAUUUUGUAGUUCUGUUUCUCAACAUCCAUGAAACAGGCCUGCAGUGGUGUAUGCAGACACUGCUAUCUGUCAUCUAGCCUCAGAGGUCUGCUAAAACGAAUAGUGCAAGCUACCUAAACACUUUGGGUCUCCUGUCCAGUUGCUUCCUGGCCUUAAAAGACCCAGGAGCAUCCGAGAAUAAACAAGCAGCAAGGUUGGGUCAUGUAAUAUAAGGCUGUGUCUGGCAACUUGGAAACCAUAGUUGCUCUCCCUAGGCGAGUGCUAAAUUAUAAGAUUGCUCUGUUCUUGAGAAAGUAGUGCUCACAAAGGACUGUGGAAUAAGGGAAGACAAGGAAAGAAUACUUUGCACCUUGAGCUUCUAUGUUGGAAGGGUGCUAACAGCUUGUCACGGAAGGAAACCAAUGCUGUGACUAUACAUGCAUGGCUUUAAAAAAAUGUCCUCCUUUUUCCACACAGGCUCUGUAGCAGCUACCCUCAAGAACUCAUAGUUCCUGUUUGGAUCACAGACAAAGAGCUGGAAAGUGUGGCAGGAUUCCGAUCUUGGAAACGCAUCCCUGCUGUGGUUUAUAGGUGAGGCCUGCACUGAAGCACCUACUAAAUUGAAUGUAAAGUGGUGUGUGCUUUUUAUCACCUUGCCAGAUGCUUAAUCAGCAGCUUGGCAACUAUGCUGAACUACAAAACUGGCACCAUUGAUCUUUCACUUGUUGGUUUCUGCUUUCCUUCACUGUGCAGCUCUGCUUGUCACGAGACAGGUGUUUACAUUCCACAGUCUGUACUGUUGGAGUUUCUCACGGGAAAGGGAGACUGGAUGUGACGUACACUGGUUUCCUGUUUUUCACUGUGUGAUUCUCUCCGAGCUGUCGAGGAGAGAGGAUGCAUUUUCUGCUCCGGCAGAGGCAAGAUGUCUUUCUGUAAUAUACCAGCUUUGAACUGUAAAUAAAAGCAAUAUAGAGUAUGCAGCACAUUUUCCUCAUCCUUCCGCUGGGCACGAGGCUCUGCUUAAAUCAACACGUGGUUAUGGGCUCCAGAAGUCGAAUCGGAGUGCCGGCAAAGGAUCGGAAUGCAGAGGGACAGAUCGGAACGGAAUCUGCUCUGCGCGUAGAAGUGAUUGAUGAGGUAUGUGCUACUGCUCCGGGCAGCCUGCCAGCUUCAAGUUAAUGGCUUUAUGGCUGGACUUUGAACUUUUAAAGCCGGUUUUGCCGGGAAUAGGCAAAAGGCUCCCAGGCACAAGUCACUAUGCUGGGGAAAUCGAAGUAACUUUUAAGUGUGCCUUUGUAAUAAGGCAGCUGCAGCAGUGACGCAGCAAGAUUUAAAGCAGCAUAUAUAUGACGCUGAAGGCUAAUGCCAGAGUCAUGAUGGCCCUUCAGGAUGCUUGUGGGAUUCCUAAGCUCAACAAGAAAAAUUACAGCGACUGGGUUCUGUAUGCAGAGGCAAUUCUGCGGAAAGAGGGUUUGUUUGAGGUGAUUACAGAAACCCCCCCAGUUCCAGUUACAGAUGCAUGGGAAGCUAAGGAUUCCAAAGCAAGGGGAACUCUUACAUUGAUAGUAUCCCCAGAAGAGCUCUGUCUAUUGCGUGAUAAGACCUCAGCCAGCUUUGUUACUGCCGUGAUUUUAAAUGAAGCAGAUCGCCGGGGUGCUAGCUGCAUGGGCAAGGGGGAGUCUUCACAGACGUCAUCCCAUAGUGCAGUGGAACCACCAGAUGGCGCCAAAGCUUUGAAGGCAGUGAGAUGCUACUCGUGUGGACGUCUAGGCCAUAUGAAGAGGGAAUGCAGACAUCCCAGGGCCAAGACAGAGCAGCGCAGCGAAAGCUCAUCGCGCGGAAAAGGCCGAGGCAAAGGCAAAGGUCCGGUGUCUAGGACAACGCAGCACAAGGCUAUGGUUUCACGCUUCACUCCAAAGGUUGCAGAGGUCCAGAAGACGUCUAGAUCUUUCUUCGUUGUUGAUUCAGCGGCCACCCACCACAUGUGCAACGAUAAGAGACUGUUUGUGUCUUUUACACCGCAGGAAGGUGCGAUUCACCAGGCGGAUGACCACACUAUUCCCAGUAAAGGCUAUGGAACUGUUGUUCUUCACAGUUUGGACUUAUCGAUACAGAAUGUGCUUUACGUGCCAGACGCCAAACAUAAUCUGCUCAGCGUUGGACAGCUGAAUGAGCGGAACAUUGACGUUUCCUUCAAGAACAAGAAGUGCAUCAUCACAAAGAAAAAUGAUUAUGUAUUGCAUGCAGAAUAUGUUGAUCGUUUGUUUGUUUUGUAUUAUGAUGAUGUGGUGCAGGAUGACACUUGUUGCAUUGCAGGUUCUAACAAAAGUUUGCAUGCAGAAUGUAUUCACGAUUUUCAUAGAAAAUUUGGUCAUUUGCAUUUUGAGGCAGUAUCUAAAAUGCCUGCCUUGGUUGAAGGUAUGACUAUUAAACCCUGCAGGUACCACAUGAAGUGCAAAGCAUGCGCAGCAAACAAGGUGAAAAUGGCUGCGAAAGGUAAGGUGUCUAGUAGGAAAGCUACAGAACCAUACCAGGUUGUUCAUGCUGAUUUGGUUGGACCACUAGCGCCCUCUUUGGGUGGAAAUAGAUACUUCAUGGUUCUCAUUGAUGCAUUUUCUAGAUAUAUUUUUGUGUACAAUCUCAAGCAGAAAUCGGAGGCUUUUCCUAGGUUCAAGGAAUUCUGUGCUUGGUUGGAAAAUGUGCAUGGUAAGAAGAUAAAGACUCUUUUCAGUGAUCGCGGGGAAUUCACUUCUCAGCAGUUUGAAGCUUUUCUGACUGAGAAAGGAAUUCAACACGAUUUGUCUAGUCCUCGCUCGCCAUGGCAGAAUGGACUUGCGGAACGGGCAAAUCAGACAUUGCUUCAAGGGUUAAAGACCUUGCUGCAUGAUGCCAAUCUUCCAGAGAGUUAUUGGGCCGAAUCUCUCUCGUGUUUUGUUUACAGUUACAAUCGCAGGUUAUCUUCAGCGAUUGGUUGUACCCCCUAUGAGAAGAUGUUUGGCAAGAAGCCAUACAUCAAACACAUGAAGAUUUUUGGUUCCGACAUGUGGGUUCGCUCACCACAAAACUCCAAGUUAGACAAACGUGGAUUGCAUGGUAUCUUUCUAGGUUAUCAGAAAGGGUCUUACAGAAUAAUGAUGACUGACUCUAAGACAAUUAAGCUCACGAGAAGUGUCGAGUACAAUGCAAAGUGGGGGGGAGAAUGUGGGAAUUUUCCAAUGUUAUCCUGAUGACGGUGAAGAGACUGAGGAUAGUCAAAAGCAACCACAACAGCCCACACCCACUGAUGAAGGUUCUGAGUCUGAAUCUGAAACUGAAUCGGGUGAUUCAGAGGAUUUCAAGAGUGCGAAAGCCUCUAUGCGACCCUCUGAAAGCUCUGAUCAAGAAUUGGAAGAACCAUUGUUCACAAUAGGUCGUUUUUCUCCUAAGAAGGAAGAGGAGAGUGUUGAAGACUUAAGGCUAAUUCGUAGGUCACAGAGAGCCACAAAAGGCAAACCUCCAAAGAGAUUUGCUGAUGAGUUUGCUAAGAUAGCAGUAACAGCUGUUAAAAGCUCCAAGAAGGUAUUUGAACCUUCAAGUUUCCAAGAAAUCCAGGGUUUGGAUUCAAAGGAAGCUGAGCCAUGGUUAAAUGCCAUGAAGGCUGAGCUUGAUUCCUUAGAAAGGAACAAAACAUGGGAGCUAGUUCCAGUAGUUCCAGGAAUGAAACUGCUUGGAAGCAAAUGGGUCUUCAAAGCGAAGACAGAUCAAAAUGGCAAGAUAGUCAGACACAAAGCCAGAUUGGUAGCCAGAGGUUUUGCACAGGUACCAGGUGAAGACUAUCACGAGACCUAUUCACCCACAGUGAGAUAUGAAAGCAUUAGGCUUAUGCUUAAGCUAGCUGCAGAGGAAAAUCUACACAUUAGUCACCAUGAUAUUAAUACAGCUUUUCUGUACGGAUCUCUAGAUGAAUCACUUUAUAUGCUUCCACCUGAUGGCGUACAGGUAAAACAGGGAUUUGUUUGUGCUCUGAAGAAAUCCCUUUAUGGUCUCAAACAAAGUGCACGGUGUUGGCACACAAAACUCACUGAAGUAUUGUUUUCUCUAGGUUUUCAGCAAGGGAAAGCUGAUCCAUGUGUAUUUGUCAAAGAGGAGGGGCAAAAGAAACUGUACUGUUUGUUUUAUGUUGAUGAUUUAUUAUUCUUUUGGAAAGAUGUUGCAAUGUACAAUAGCGCCCUAGCUCAACUGAAAGAGCACUUUGACAUGAAAGAUCUUGGUGAGGUAAACAACUACCUAUCUCUGGAAAUAGAGAGAGAUCAAGAUGGUAACAUUCUAGUACACCAGUCACGGAAAAUUGCUGAUGUGUUAAGCAAACUAAAUCUGAUGGAUGCUAACCCUGUAAACACACCGAUGACAACAGGUUAUCAGGUAGAUGACACUGAAGAAGCAUUUUCUGACACUACACUGUACAGGAGUGUGCUAGGCAAGCUAAACUUCAUUGCCAGAUGUUCAAGACCAGACAUUGCUGUUAGCUGUAAUUUGCUUAGCAGACAAGUCAACAAUCCUAGUGUCAAGGAUUGAAAGCUCUGAAACGCAUAGCGCGGUAUUUGAAAGGCACUAUGCAUUACAGACUGAGAUUUAACAAUCAGAAGUCUGGUGGUCUUGAGAUAUUUGCAGAUGCAAGUUUUGGAAGUGACGCUACAGACAGGAAAGGUACGUCUGGAGUUUGCUACAUGUACAAUCAAAGUCUGUUUGAUUGGUCAUGCAAGAAGCAAACAACAGUUAGCUUAAGUACUUGUGAAGCCGAACUGAAUGCACUGUCUUAUUCACUUAAGGAUUGUGAAUGGUUAGUACAAUUGUGCAAAGAUAUAAAAAUUCCUGUCAAAUGUCCAAUCCAGGUUUACCAGGACAACAAAGCAUGUUUGGCUUUGCUGAAGUCUGAAGGUUGUAAGCAAAGCACAAAGCACUUGCAAUUAAAGUUGCAGCAUGCUAGGGAAUGUAUUCAGAAGGGACUCGUAACGGUGUCCUAUAUGCCAGGUAAUGAAAUUCCUGCUGAUGUAUUGUCCAAGAUUGUAUCAAGGGAUCAACACUGUACCUAUGUGCAGAAGUUGGGUUUGUACUGAUAUUGUGCAAACACGCUGCCCAGUGAUGUUCACAGAAAGGGGAGGAUGUUGGUUUCUGCUUUCCUUCACUGUGCAGCUCUGCUUGUCACGAGACAGGUGUUUACAUUCCACAGUCUGUACUGUUGGAGUUUCUCACGGGAAAGGGAGACUGGAUGUGACGUACACUGGUUUCCUGUUUUUCACUGUGUGAUUCUCUCCGAGCUGUCGAGGAGAGAGGAUGCAUUUUCUGCUCCGGCAGAGGCAAGAUGUCUUUCUGUAAUAUACCAGCUUUGAACUGUAAAUAAAAGCAAUAUAGAGUAUGCAGCACAUUUUCCUCAUCCUUCCGCUGGGCACGAGGCUCUGCUUAAAUCAACAUCACUUGCCUUUCUUUGGGCUGUGGAGCAUUGACCCCAGAUGCUCAGCUGUAAGCUAAGCUGGCUGGGACUUGUUCCUUGAGUCACUCCAGCUGGCCCUGCUGCAAAGCCCACAAGCCCUUCAAGAUGUGUAGGGAUGAUUGGAUAAAUGGUGGUUGUCUCUGUAGUCCAACAGUUGUGAAAUGGUCUCCCCAGGGAAGCCCAUCUGUUUCUCUGAUUAUGACCUUUUUGACAUCAGGUGCAAAAUACUCUACCUUUUAAUUUUACUCUUAUGUUUUGGUGUAUUUAAACCUGGGCACGUUGCUUUCCUUUUAAUGAUUUUGAGGCCGGUUUUUAUAAUAAUUAUCUUGCUGGUCUGUUUUCAGUUGUGUUUUUUUGGUCCUGAUUUUGCACUGAAUUCCGAGUUUUUAUGUCAUUUGUUUUGAGAAAUGCUUUAUUGACUGGAUUUUAUUUGAUUUAUUUGUAAACUGCCUAGGGGACUUUGUUUGACGAGCAGUCUAGAAAUGUAAUAAUAAUAGUUGGCUACAUGGGUUGUUUUGGAACACGGCACAGGUUAUGUAAAACUAUAGAUGGGCAUCACGGACUGCCUGUUUCUGAACAAAAGGCACAUCUAAAGUACUGAAGCUGCUGAUCAUCAUUAACUUUGGCGGUUUGUCACUGAUCUCUCUUUAGGAUUAAACAGGCAGCCUCCCAGUUCUAGACAUCUCUGCAUUAUAGACAUUUUAUAUGCGUCAACAAAAAACUGGUUGAAAUUCUGACCCUGGUAUAAGUGGUGAUAGAUCUAUUGGUUCAGUUACUUUGAAACUUGUUUCUUGAGCAUUCUGACACAAAUCUCUUUAAAUCCUAACUUCAUUUUUUUUACUGUGUUUUGAUUACAAAUGUUGAUUCAAAUGAAAUUCAGUAUGAAAUACUGUUUUCAGAGGGCAUACAUUAGAAUGCCCUAUGAAACAGUAUUUCAUAGAAAGCAUUUCUGCUUUAGAAAGUCAAAACUACUUUUGGAAUUCUACAGUAAGGUGGCAAUUCCUAUGUCACUGUGCAUUUGCUCUAGCAUUACCUGCACUUAGGGCCCUAUUGUGAUGGCUACUGUUAGCUGUUUCAUUUCUGUUUCCUACAGGCAUCAGGGCAAUGGGGCGGUCAUUUCCCGUUGUGGGCAGCCAGAGGUCAGCUGGUGGGGCUGGAGAAAUGCUGACGACGAACAUCUUGUCCAGUCAGUGGCCAAAGCUUGUGCCUCAGAUUCCAAGUCUAAUAGCAGUAAACUAGUGAAUGGAAACUGUUCAAGAGAUUUCUCCAAUGGAGGAGACCUCUCUGAUGUAGAAUUUGGUAAGUUUGAUUAUCUCUUUGUUUCUCAAAUAUUGCAUUUCGGAGUCUCCAUAGAGUUCAAAUGGCAGUUUCCCCCCUGAUAGGGAUUUCAGCCUUUUGCCUGCAACUCUUGUGUGUAGGACACCUGGAUGCCUGCUCUGCAUUGGAGGGGGUGGGGGUGGGGGGGAAGGAUAGCCAGGGUGCCACUCAUGUCAUUGAUGGGUCAUAACUUAGGGGUAGAGCAUCUGAUUUUCAGAAUAAUAAUAAUAAUAAUUUAUUAUUUAUACCCUGCCCAUCUGGCUGGGUUUCCCUAGCCACUCUGGGCGGCUUCCAACAGAGUAUUAAAAUACAAUAGUCUAUUAAACAUUAAAAGCUUCCCUAAACAGGGCUGCCUUCAGAUGUCUUCUAAAAGUCUGGUAGUUGUUUUUCUCUUUGACAUCUGGUGGGAGGGUGUUCCACAUGGCAGGUGCCACUACCAAGAAGGCCCUCUGCCUGGUUCCCUGUAACUAGGCUUCUCGCAGCCAGGGAACUGCCACAAGACCCUCGGCACUGGACCUCAGUGUCUGGGCAGAAUGAUGGGGGUGGAGACGCUCCUUCAGGUAUACUGGACCGAAGCCGUUUAGGGCUUUAAAGGUCAGCACCAACACUUUGAAUUGUGCUCGGAAACGUACUGGGGGCCAAUGUAGGUCUUUCAAGACCAGUGUUAUGUGGUCUCGGCAGCUGCUCCCAGUCACCAGUCUAGCUGCCGCAUUCUGGAUUAGUUGUAGUUUCCGGGUCACCUUCCAAGGUAGCCCCACAUAGAGCUCAUUGCAGUAGUCCAAGUGAGAGAUAACUAGAGCAUGCACCACUCUGGCGAGACAGGUCCCAGGUUGUAUCUCCAGCAUCUUCAGGUAGGGUUGGGAAAGUUCUCUGCCUGAAACCCUGAAGAGCUGCUGUUAGUGCAGAUAAUACUGAGCUACAUAGAUUCAGCAAAAAGUGGCCUCCUGUGUACAUAAUGACAGGGUGGAAUGAUAACUGCAGGAGACAAUUUGAAGGAGGAGCAAAAUGGCAGUUGGUUCUAGGCAGCCCGGUGGGGUAGGCCUUGUGGCCUCACUUCUCCCUCUUCUGUAACCAGGUUGAAUCAGCUACUGCUGGUGCCAGAAUUAGACAUGAGGAGUAUGUUCCACUGUCAAAAGCAGCUCCUCUGCUUCUCUCUCUCUUUCUUGAUCUCUUCUAUAUGUAAGAUGCCAUGUAAUCCAUGUGUCAAGUGUGCACUUUUUCGAUAACUGCUGCUGAAUAAGCUGUUCUCUCCUUUUCUUCUUCAGAUUCCUCCAUCUCCAACGCUUCAGGAGCAGAAAGUCUAGCCAUUCAGCCUCAGAAACUUUUGAUCUUGGAUGCACGCUCAUAUGCAGCUGCAGUGGCAAACAGGGCCAAAGGGGGAGGCUGUGAAUGCCCAGGUGAGUAGCUGUGCUGUGCUCUGAGCAUUGUGCAAAGGUGUUUACACAUGCAGAGAAGGAGUGGGAGUGGAGACCUUGUCUAAACCAGAUCAAAUUUUGGUUACCAGAGUAGCUACCAUUAAUUCAAGGAGGUUGGAAAUGGGUGUGUGUGUGCUAAAAAUGUUCAAAUCCAAAGGGGUUGUUCCUUAAGAAGAGAAAGAUGCCACCUUUUGUCCUGCAAUUUAGAUCCAGUCUCUAAAGCUAAACUACAGUAUUUGAUCAUGGAGUCCUUACCAGAUUUUAAUCAAAAGUAUGGUUUUUGGGUUUUGUUUUUUUAAAAAACCCACCUUGUUUUGUUUUAAGGAAGUGAAGGAAUUGCACUGCAUGGCCAAAUUCACUAAACCGUGGUGUUUAGUGUUGCAUCUGAAUUUCGCCACAGAAUGCAGAAGUUGCAGGUAGCUUUGGGCUCAUGUGUCUACCCCUUUCCCUGUUUGUAAUUUGUAACAAAGAGCAGUUUUUAGUUUCACCCAAAUUGGUGAAACUCCAGGUUGUUGCAGAUUGCAAACAAGAAGUUUUUAAAUUCCUUCUCCUGAUGUGUUAAAGGAGGAAGGAAGGGAAAAAUUGAGAGAGACAUUGAUUAAAUUUCUGGAGAGCCACUGCCGGUGUGGUGCAGACAGUAAUGAGAUCUCUCGAUCCAGGGGUCUGAUAACAAGGCCAAACACUUAUGUUCCAAGUGACACCCUGAUUCUCUGUAUGAUUCAAAAUCUGCAAUAGAUGUCAGCUUAAAAGUUUAUAAUAUUACGGCAUGCGCUUGACAUCAUUUAUAAGUUGCCUGAUCCACCCAAACCAAUACAUGGUGAAAAACUGCAUGGUGCACCAGCCAGGUGCACCUUAUUUAUGAAGACCUAAUGAUUGUAAUUUGUUUAAAAAUUGCAAGAUGCUACAGAAGUCCAGCAUGAACCCAUACUUCCACCCUCCAGGCUGCAUUCUAAUCGUACCAAAAAACUUUUAAAGUUCUGUGCAACUACGUCACCCAUCCCAAACAAGUACAGUGGUACCUCGGGUUACAGACGCUUCAGGUUACAGACGCUUCAGGUUACAGACUCCGCUAACCCAGAAAUAAUACCUUGGGUUAAGAACUUUGCUUCAGGAUGAGAACAGAAAUGGUGGCAGCGCGGCGGCAGCAGCAGCGGGAGGCCACAUUAGCUAUAAUGGUACCUCAGGUUAAGAACGGUUUCAGGUUAAGAAUGUACCUCCAGAACAAAUUAAGUUCUUAACCCGAGGUACCACUGUAUUGGGAUCCGUAUACUUGAAAUUCCUACAUACAAAGUAGCCCAUGGAAACAAUUGAACUUGUAUGUCUACAGUUACAGGUGUUGCUUCCUGGCAGUGGUUCAGGAGUAUAGUGGCUGAAGAAUGUGCCACUGUUGUCAUGCUAAAUUGCCACCAGAGAGGGCAGAGGGUGAGAGAUAAUAUCCAGACAGGUCCUGAGCAUGCUGACACUACACAACUCUUAUUUUUCAUCAACUCCACUGCCAUGUCCGUGUUGCUAACUAAGGGGGCUGUCUGACUUCUGUUCACUGGUGAUAACAAUCAGUUUCAAACCACUUCUAUAGAUAAAGACCAUUGUUCCCAGCAAGCAGUCCAGUAGAUCAGUAAGUUCAUGUGUUUUCUUUAGACUGUGUUAGAAUAACUCCCUCUAUUCUGUCAUAACAGUCGUCCUUUGUCAUGAUGUUUGGUGUGCCUGAGAGAACCUCAAAGGCUAGAGGAGGCUGAUGGGAUAAUAGCGCUUAGCACAGGCCCCAGCUGCUGCUGGCUCAUUUUUACAGUAAAGCUCCUUCAUUCAUUUUGCUUCUGCCUUGUUUGAAGUGCCUUAUCUUCUGCUUUUAACAGAGUAUUAUCCAAACUGUGAAGUAGUGUUUAUGGGAAUGGCAAACAUCCAUUCUAUUCGGAAGAGCUUUCAGUCGCUGCGUUUGCUCUGCACACAAAUGCCGGACCCAGGAAAGUGAGUGACAUGUGCGCCUUCUCUCUGCCCCCCCCCCCCCACUGUUGUCCCCUUGCACAUCUCCCCUUCCCAGCACGCACACUGUACUAAUAGGUUUAUUGGUAUUGCUUUUUAAACAAUCUAAUCCUCAGUCUUCUUUUUGUCAUUGUAAAUAAAGGCAGUCAUUUGCAUGCCUUCCACCAACCUUGUGCCCUCCAGAUAUUUUUGGAUUGCAGCCCCCAUUAUUCCCAGCCAUAAUGGCCAUUUAGAAGGCACCAGGUUAGUGAAUGCUGGAUUAGUUAUUAGAUAAGAGAAAAUUAACAUUUGUAAUUAUUUGUAUAUGUUUGUGUGUGUGUGUAUAUAUAUACACACACACGCACGCACGCAUAUAUUUAAUAUUGGCUUUUUUAAUUUAAAAAACCUAGUUUUUUUUAAUCCACCUACCUCCAGACCUAUUGACCUUGGCUGUUUUCCCACACAAAAUAGGAGAGUUCCCCGAAAUACUGCCAACACACACUCCUGCAUUGUUGGCAUGUGUGCAAGCUUACCUUUAGGGGGAACCUACCUGUUACUACUGUUCUCUUUGGGAACCUUGGAUAUGCUUCUGAGACACCCCAAGUUUUCUGGAAAUAGAGGCUUGGAUACCCACUAACUUAAGCGAUUUGUACUUUUUGAUGCAGAAGAAAAAAAGUAUACCCUCCACUUGUUACUGAAAUUUGCUCAACCUACAAACUUCACUUUAACAGAACAGAGAAGUCAAAACUAUUCUCCCUUGUUGAUCUGCAGCUGGCUGUCAGCUCUGGAAAGCACCAAAUGGCUGCAACAUUUGUCUGUCCUUCUGAAAUCGGCACUUCUGGUAGUUCAUGCAGUGGACAGAGAUCAGCGGCCCGUCUUGGUGCACUGCUCAGAUGGCUGGGACAGAACCCCGCAGAUAGUGGCUCUGGCUAAGCUGCUGCUGGAUCCAUAUUACAGGACCAUCGAGGUUCGUGGCAUGGGAAAUAGCACGGUUGGGGGACCUCUAAAUCGUGUUUAGAAAGGUUUAUGGUGGUGGCUCUUCUAAAGAAGAGCAUCUGUGGCCCUCCAGAUGUUGCUCAGCUGCUAUCCCCAUUGUUCCUGGCCAGUGGCUGUGCUUGCUAGGGCUAAUGUGAAUUGUAAUUGAGCAACAUCUGGAGAGCCAGUGGUCCCCCAUGCCUGAUCCAUGUGCUUUCCUCCAAACUGCUGAACAAUAGACUUGGCAUGAAAUAAAAUGGAUUUAAUGCUGGGAGGGUUUUUUGGGGGCGGGGUGCGUAAGAGAAAUGUGAGUUUGUGUCCGAGAAUGAAAUAGGUAGUCUGAAGUAAGGAUCAUUUUGAAGUGUUAUUAAGGAUGGCAGAGAUAGAAACAUGGAUCUGGCCCUUGGGGUGCCACUUGUGUGUAAGCUCUUUUCCGCAAGCCUCAUUGAUGCAAAUGAGAGCAGCUUUUCUUCAUUUCAGUGGGACUUGCCCAUGAGACUUUCAUAGUGAAUUUGACCCCUUGCUGGUUAAUUGCUAGGAGGGAAAGCAUUUUGGGUUUUCCACCUCAUGCCAGCAUAUCUUAGUUUGGCUUUGUGGACUUGAGCCUUGUGCGAAUUUAAUUCAGUGAUGCUUCCCUCAGGGUUUCCAGGUGCUUGUGGAGAUGGAGUGGCUGGAUUUUGGCCAUAAGUUUGCCGAUCGCUGUGGUCAUGGUGAGAAUUCGGAUGACCUGAAUGAACGAUGCCCAGUGUUCCUGCAGUGGCUCGACUGUGUCCAUCAGCUCCAGAGGCAGUUCCCCUGCUCUUUCGAGUUUAAUGAAGCAUUCCUUGUGAGUUGAAUACUUUUACACACUGCUUCUAAUAUUUUGAACCUUUUCGUAGUUCAGUAUUCAGAUAUGAAAAGGAAGCUACCAAGCCAAAAAAAGUAAAAAUCUCUCGUUGGAGUCUGCAGAAAUGCUCACUCAGAGGAUAGUUAGGUAUGUUCCAUAGCAUUAUUUAAACUCUGAAUUAGAAAAUCAAAUUUGGAGUUCACAUUAAACUCACAUAUUUCAGACCUGCGUAUCUGUGUUUUGGUUGUGUGUGUGAAAGAGAAAUCAAGAGAUCCUACUUUUCAGGCUUGUGUGCCAACAGUAAUAUAGCUGCAUCCUUUCUAUAUAGGUCAAGUUGGUGCAGCACACAUACUCCUGCCUCUUUGGUACAUUCCUGUGCAACAAUGCGAAGGAGAGAGGUGAAAAGCACACCCAAGAGAGGACCUGUUCAGUUUGGUCUCUGCUGCGAGCAGGAAACAAAGCCUUCAAAAAUCUGCUUUACUCCUCCCAAUCAGAAUCUGUAUGUACUUUUUAUUGUUUGCGCUCCUAUAAAAAUGUAACCAGUCUGGUGCACAUAGUUCUUUUUCCCUUUCCCAUUCCCACAACAUUCCUGUCAGGUAAAUCAAGAUGAGGCGAAGUAUGAUGCAGCUAUAUAUAUGAUUGCAACUUAGUGGAGGCAGGCAAAUUCUACUUCAAGGCGAGGCACUUCAGCCUACCUUAUUGAAGCAAGAGUUUGUAUCUAAAAGAGGGUAAGGAACCUGGUCUUCCAAGACAAUGCAAAACACUGCAUUAGGUGACCCAACUUGGGCAAUAUGUUCUUGCACUGAACAAAGUUUCAUGAAGCCAAAAAGACUCUCAGAGCUACAGCACUCUGAGAAUAGUCAAAAGAUGUAGGACACAGUCCAGCAGGAUGUUCCUUUCUGCAAACACCCUUGAGAUGAGUAGGAGCUGGCCAAGAGCACAGUAGUGCUCUGAGACAGUUGGUCUGUAGGUCCAUGUUGCAGUUUGAGUGUCUGUCCCCAUAUUCUGUCUUCAUGGGAAACACCUGGGAAGUGUGACUUGAAAGCAGCAAUUAGCCAACAUAUGGACAUACUGUACUACUAUUCAGCUAUUUUAGAUUCAGAGCAAAAGGACUGUUAGGCAUAUAAUGUACCAUAAUUUCCCUAUAGACCCCAAAUGUGCUUCUUGAAACCCACUCUUUUGACUACAAACAUUCAGUGAUCUUCAGUUAACCAAUUUUGCAGCUGUUAAUAAUGUCAAAAAACUCUUAAGGCUUUAUGUGCACACUCCCACACAUCCUUGUAACGCUGGUAAAGGUCUGGCAUUAUAUGCAGCCACAGCAAAUGUCACCCAACUGUACGGAACGGGGUAGGUUUUGUGUUAUUGGGGGUACAUUGCUUGAGAGAGAAUGUGUGCUGAAGGGCACGUUAUUAUUACAGUAUUUUAAAAGUAUGGCUGAAAAUAAGAUAGUUAAAUCACCUGGGAAAAUGCAUGUAAAUCACUCUGAGCUCUUCUGAGACACAGAACGGCAUAAGUGCAGUAUAUAUAAUAAUACAAUUUGUGGAUGCACUACACUGCUCAUCUGGUUGUUUUAAAAUAAGUUGCCAUUUUAAUAUAACAUUCUUGGUUUUGGGCUUUUGCUUGCUUUCCCAGUCAUUGCGAUGAUUCACCCUCUUUUGAAAUAGUUUGUCCACUUUCUAAAUUAGUGGCACUGUGGUGGUUGAGAGUAUGAGCAAUGAGCUGGCGGGAGGGGCUGUAUCAAUUGAUGGGGUGGGCAAACAGAGGCCAUUCCAGUGUGUCCAGAAGGGGCAAGAUUCAAAUGGCUGCUCUUGAAUAUAUUCAAGAUUAACCUGCGACUGCAAAUUAAAAUGCAAGGUCAGUCAAUCUCAAACCUUAAUAAAAGGAUUACAGCCUUCUUAGUAGUCUGUUCGUCCUCUCUCUCUCUCAGGUGCUGUAUCCUGUGUGCCACGUGCGAAACCUCAUGCUGUGGAGUGCCGUUUACUUGCCAUGUUCUUCCCCUUCGACCCCUGCGGAUGACACCUGUGCCCCUUACCCAGUCCCAGGUUCCAGCCCUGAAGAUCAGCCUCUGGGCAGGUGAGCUCAGAGUUCAGAUGAUGUAAUGUAAGUAGAUGUUUGACAGGUGAGGGAGUUUCCUCUAUUGCUGUCCACGUGAUUAACAAAUGGCAGUUUUCAGGAGUUGUUGAGAGAGUAUAGCAUCAUGCGAAAGAUGAUUAUCUGCAGGCGUGAUUGGCCGUUAACAGCUGAUUUCUAACCUGUAAUUAGAAACAAUUCUCAGCAUUUUUCUUUCUUUCCUCUCAAGGCUGCCAAAGACAAGGUCAUUUGACAAUCUGACAAUGGCUGGUGACAGCAGCGUACCGACAACCAACCGGCGUAGUAGCGACCCCAGCCUCAACGAGAAGUGGCAGGAGCACCGCCGGUCCCUGGAGCUGAGCAGCCUUGGGAACCCGGAGGACGACCCCUUUGACGGAGAAUGUGUGGGCAAACAAGGCAGGACUCUGGUUGGAGCAGAGCUUUCAGUGGCUGUAGCAGAGGGGCAGAUGGAGAACAUUUUGCAAGAGGCUACCAAGGAGGAAGUGAGCUUGGAGGAGUGUGUGAGGGGUGUUCCAGAAAUGGCAAGUAAAGAAGGGGGAGAGGACACCGCUCUUGAUAAGGAAAGCAGGACUGAGAACCUGGACAGCUCUACUGAUAACAUGGGUGGGAAGACCGAACUGGAUACAGCAACUUUAUUAGACAAUCCAGUUUCCAGCCCACAGAUGGAUUUACAGGGUGCUUUUGAGCUUCAGGGGCAAGAUGAGCUCCAUUACGAUGUCCAGAAACCAUCUCAGGUGAAGGAACUACGGCCUGGCUUUUUGGGCAAUGCUGUAAAUAGUAACAUUCAAAGAGCAGAGGAGGACAGUGUUAGUAGGCUACCUGUAGAGGUCAAAAUCCCUCAGGGCACUCCCCAGCCCAGCCUACCAUUUCCUGUCCUGCAUGAGAUGGGAACAUCAAACAUGGAGAGCUCUACGGAAACUUUAACAGAGAAUGGGGCAAAGACGGAGCUGAUCCAGAAUGUCUCUUGCCAUUGGCUCCAUCCCAUGGACAACAGUGCUGGCGAACUUUCCCGCACUGUCGAAAGUCGGCCUGAGAACGAGGACUCAGUAGAGCUACACAAACUGGCAGCGAACCUAAACAGGACUACUAAGAGCAGCAGCUUACAUGACCCAAUGCCUUCACCUUGUGCCUUGCCUUUAGCUGACUAUAAAGAGAUUGUGUGCAAUGGAGAGCUGGAGCCUGAGAACAAGGUGGCAGAGAGCCCAGCAGGGUUCAGUGUUACCCAGAAAUACCCUGCACCAAACGGACACUGUGUGAACGGGGAGGAAGGCAGGGUAAAGGCUUCCCUCAGCCGACAGGUCUCUGCAGCUAGCUGUAGUUCUGCCCCGCUGCAUCUGAGGAAUUUGCACCACAAGUGGGUUCAUGCUAUUCCAGGCCGGCAGCAGACAGCAAACAGCCCGGACCAGCCUGCCCGGAGUCACCUGGAUGACGAUGGGAUGCCAAUCUAUGCCGAUGUCAUUCAGCAGCGCCUCCGCCAGAUUGAAACUGGGCACCAGCAGGAAGUGGAGACUUUAAAAAAGCAGGUGCAGGAGCUGAGGAGCCGUCUAGAGAGCCAGUACCUGAACAGCUCACUACGUUUCAACGGGGAUUAUGGGGAUGAAGUGGUAAGUUAAGCGACCUUUGCCAUGAUUGUGCCCGUGGUCCUGUGCAAGGAAAAUGGAUCCUUGGAAGUGACUGCACAAAAAAAAGGCUACCUGGAUACAUAUGCCCUCUUCCCCACAGAUAUAUAUGGCACAUUGAUAGCCAGAGGCUGGGGGUGUAGGGAACCAGCCUUUCCUGAUUCACAAAUUCUUUCUCACUUAGUCCCCCUGGAGGUGAUUCUGAUUCAUUACAGGCAGCUGGAUGAAUGGCUAAUUUGCUAAGCUGCUCAUGCUUUGGAAAGUGUGUGUGUGUGUGUGUGUGUGUGUGUGUGUGUGUGUGUUUUAGUGCCAGUAAAAAUGGCAAAGCCAUACAUGCUUUAUUUGGUUGAGGAGGGACACUGCCUUGUAUAAACAUUGUAUAAAGACUUGUUGAUGUUGUAUCAGGACUUCUUUAUAGUUAUUAGCAGAAGACGCCAAAGCACUGCUGCAGCAGAGACUAAUUUAUUCCAUGUCCUGUCCAAGUUCAUUGAAAUGCCUAUGCACCAUUUAGGCCUGUUGAAAGGUCUUGACAGUCCAGUCCACUAGUUUCUGCAUUUUCUUUUGAGUGGCCAAGAGUCCUCCCUCAAAAGAGGCACCCCUGUUGCAUCAUUUUUUAACCUGUUGGUGGUUUUAAGGGGAAGUUCUUUGUGUCAUGUGUUUAUGAGUGCAGGUGUUUAUGGAUGCUUGGGGCUGCUCCAGAAUUUUAAAAAAUGCAUGCAUAACAUAAAGCAUGAAAACAGGGUCGAUCAUGAUGUGGCAUGCAGUGGGAUGGAUCACCAGCUGGCAGUCCUUGAGCCAAAUCCCUGCUUGUGUUCUGCUCACCAACGUGAGAUCUGUCAUUGUGAGGUCUAUUCAAAGGGGAAUGAGCAACUGUGAAAAGGUGGUUAGUAGCCAGCCAGCCACAUGUGUCCCGUUCUUUCAUGUGCAGCCUGGAUGAGAGAGAGCAAAAUUGCCAGUAAGUAACCUAGUGAGUCGACAGGAAGCGGGUGGCGCUGUGCGUUAAACUAUGGAGCCUAGGGCUUGCUGAUCAGAAGGUCGGCGGUUCGAAUCCCCACGACGGGGUGAGCUCCCGUUGAUAGGUCCCUGCUCCUGCCCACCUAGCAGUUCGAAAGCACCCAGUGCAAGUAGAUAAAUAGGUACCAGUCCGGCGGGAAGGUAAACCGCAUUUCCGUGCACCACUCUGGCUUCACUAGAAGCGCCUUAGUCAUGCUGGCCACAUGACCUGGAAUCUGUAUGCCGGCUCCCUUGUCCAGUAAAGCGAGAUGAGUGCCGCAACCCCAGAGUCGUCUGACUGGACCUAAUGGUCAGGAGUCCCUUUACCUUUACCUUUAACCAAAUGAAUCGGGGGGGGGGGGUGAAUAGAGAGAGUGGGUGGAUAUUUGGAAGGUAGGCUGUUGGGCUUGUGCUUGGCUCUGGAUUGGUCCUCCCAAGUGAUGUAGUCGUCUUAAAGGUUUUGGAUGCGAUGGGAAGACAUUAAGACCUCAGUUGAGACUUCAUUUCUACCCCAAUAUAUAGAACAAUCCUAAGGUAGGAUUGGGGAGCCUCAGCCCUAGGGGCCAAAUGCAGCCCUCCAGGCCCCAUCUGUUUGCCCUCUGAACUUUAUCCAGGCUACACCUGCCCUAUUUUGCACCCCCCUUGAGUGUAUUUAUCUGACUGGAAUGGAUGGAGAAUAGAAGAGUGUGAGAGUGUUUAUAAAGCUUAUCCUACUGUGCAGAAGUAAAAUUCACAUCCAUUGGCCACUUUUGCUUCUAGUCCUGCUCAUCACUGGCCCCUGGCCCCUGGAAGGAAAUGUGGUCCUUGGGCUCGAAAAGCUUCCCCUUCCGUGUCCUAAGGAGAAAGGCUUGUCCCAUAGACUUCUGCUGUGUGUUGAGUAGAACUGCACAGUAGCUGGAAAACUGGUAUUUUAAAAAUAACCAGUGUUUUGUUUGCACAGCCUUAAAACUGUCUGAAACUGACCAAGGGAUUUGGCUGACAGGAGGAUGCUGCCAUGGAGCAGCAGCAUCUGCGGUGCUGGCACAAGUGGGGUGUCUGAAGAGUUUAUUCUAGCUUCUUUCCCCCCAGCUGACAAAGCCUGAAAGAGAAACUAAGUACCCGUGAUCUCCUCUCAUUUUCUUCCCAUUUUUACCCAAAGGGGAUGUCUUCUGGCCACUGCUGCCACUCCAUCACUCCACUGUUGCCUCUCCCAAAUUGCUUGUACACCCACAGUUGCUCUAGUGAAGCCCCACUCCAUUCCCUGUGCCCCACAACCACUGCUGUAGGGCUUAAAUAGUCUUUUCUUCAUGGUUGUAUUAUAUGGUGCUCUGCAUGGCGUACAGUUUUUCAGAUGAAUUGGAAAGCAACUGAGUCUGUUCAGGGAUUCCAUUGUUUACUGUUGGAGCUUUUGCAGCACCGUAUUUAUGCCACAGAGCUCUGUCUUCUGCUCCACAUCACACACCUCUUCAAGUAUCUACCAUAUAGAGAUAACAUCAGCACCCCAGUCAUUGCCAAAAUAUAUGAGCCAUGAAAGUAUAUUGCUAUCAGAUAUGCUCAUGGCAACAUUUGAAUUUUAGCAGUGAGUUUGGGUUUUCUGUUUUGCAGCCACCUCUCCACCCUAUCCCAUAAUCUGAUCUCUGAGCAGGAGGUUCAGAAGGAUUCCCUCUUCUCAGCUGCCUAAUCCAUGUUCUGAGGGGUUGGUAGUAGGUUCUGUUCAGCUGUGUUUGUUUGCCAACAGACUUCAAUUCCUGACUCGGAAAGCAAUCUGGAUCAGAACUGUUUGUCUCGCUGCAGUACAGAGAUUUUCUCUGAAGCCAGCUGGGAGCAGGUGGAUAAACAGGACACAGAGGUACAGGCAAAAUCCAUCUCCGUGGCCUUCCUCUCCCUUUUCCUUAUAUCGGCACCUGCUACUAAUCACCUGGCUCUACUCUGUAUCCCUUUGGUUCUGACAUUGGUCUCAUGAAACCUCUUCCCUCUUGUCCCUGUUGUCUCUAAUACUUAAAAAUCUGUACCUGUGCCAAAGAAGCCCCAUAGCUGUCAGUUUUCUGCCUUUGGACCUGCACUGGGAAAUGAUGAAAGCAUUUUCCUUGUCUAACACAUGGUGUGUCAGUGUGCUUGGCUUAUUUAGCUAAGUAAGUGUGAGAGAAAGUUGGGGGCCUUAGCACUGGUUGUGAAAACUUGGUAUUUGAGAUGCUCAGUUAGAAGAUUCUUCUGUUAUUUGGCCAAAGAUGAAGAAACAAUUCCUUCCUUCCUUCCUUCCUUCCUUCCUUCCUUCCUUCCUGCCUUCCUGCCUUCCUGCCUUCCUUCUUACUUUCUAAACCGUGUUGCUUGUAUUUAAAGUUCUCUCUCUCUUUACAUCUCUGUUCCCAGGUGACACGAUGGCUUCCCGAUCACCUGGCUGCACACUGUUACGGCUGCGACAGUGCAUUCUGGCUUGUCAGCAGGAAGCACCACUGCAGGUAAUGCAUGUAGGAUGGAUAGUGUGGGGUGCAGGUAUGCUAUUCUGCUGCCAUUUCCUGGAGGGGCUUCUCUUUCUUUUAGCCUCUGGGCACUUUGCCUUUUAUUUUUCCUUGAUAAGAUCACUCUCCCAUGUCAGACCAUAGAGUCACACACAGCAGUGUUAUAGCAAGGGUAGACACCCACUGCAUAGCAUUCUUCUUGCUGAGUCCACCAUGGCCUGCGUCAGAAGGGCUUAGCUUUUGACAAGCUGUAAGAGUGUUAUAAAAUUUGUCACACAGCCCACAUCCACACCUUACAGUUAAAGUACUAGUAUACCACUUUAAAGACUCCUGGCUUCUCCCAAAUAAUCAUAGGAACUGUAAUUUCUUAAGGGGGCAGAGAGUUGUUAGGAGGUCAGAUUUCCCGGUGGCUUUGCACUGGGGCUUAAGUAUGAAUCCUAAACUUCCCACCAAUACACAGUUCAUAGAAUCCUGUGGAAACUUGGUCCCCAGAUGGUGAUUUGAGAAGAGGGACAGAACCCUUUUGCUUUACACCUGCAGUCUUGUAUCCUGCCCUUCCUCCCAAAAAUGCCCAAAGUUGCAAACAUCAAAACAUUAAAGCAAUGCAAUUUAAAAUAAAUUUUUAAAAAACACAUAUAAAAUAAUUAAAUGCAAAACAUUUAAAAGCUGUCACUAAAGCCCAAUUUCAAGAUUGCCAUGGCCAGCAUCUUUUAUCCAUCAAAUGCCUUGGGUAACCAGGAGGCGCAUCUCGCCCAAGAGGGCAAUUCUGCAACUGGGGAACCACCACUGAGAAGGCCCUGUCAUGGGUCAGCACCUGCCAGGUGGCAGUCGGGUAUAGCUCUGCCAACAAGGCCUCCCUUACCAAUGAAGCACCCCAGCCUUUUUUAGUGGGUUUGCUUGUCUCAAACUUUCUCACUAACUUUUGUUUCCAGUCAAGCAGCAGCACCAAUAGGCUCCAUGCCCCCCCACGAUCUUUUAGAAAAAUAUUCCUGGGCUUACUCUGCCAGUUUAGCACCUGGCCUGUGCUCAGCCUUUUACACUGCAUUUUCUGCUUUGAGCAAAUGUUUAAAUCACCUCAUAGACAGAGGUCCUCUGCUUUGUGCUGAAGUCUGUUAGAACAGGAGCUUUGGACAAUGUUGGAAAUGUCCCAUUCAAUUUCUUCAUCUUCUAGCUGUGUCAAGACUUCUUAGCUGAGAAGGCUUCCAAAGAACAAGUAGGAGCCGAUUUUGAGAUUUGAUCCAUCUUGAGACAGUGUGUGCCAUGUCCAUUUCCUCAAUAGUUAAAUUGUGUUUCCCAGUCUGAUUUCUGUGGCACUCUUUAUUUUAUAUUAAAAUCAGAGGCAUGUGCCUCACAUCUCCCCACCACCACCAAGAAAACCCCCCAACCACCAUCACCACCACCAACAAAAUACCCAAACCAGUUUAUUUUCUGCAAUAAGAAAUGAUGUUUCUCAGUGGAGGUCAUGGACUGUGUUUCUGCACGUGUCACUGUUCUUGCCAUGCCUACUGAUUGGAGGAAGGUGGGUCCGAAGAAAGAUACCAUGCAGAGAUGCAGCAGGGACAGCCUCUUCCAUUGCUGGGCUAUUGUUGGGCUCGCAGGGGCCAUUUAACUUCAUUUCUCACAGCACACUAACAUUUUUUGUUUAAAACAUAGCUGUAUAUUACCUUCUUUCAGACUAGCAGGAAAAGACAGUGGUCUCACCUUGCCAUUUCUGGGGGAAAAACCACAAAUCCUCUGAUUUAGUCUCCCCUCUGAGCUUUUUCUCCCCUCCUUGCAGGGACCCUGACCGUGUUGAUCAGACUUGGUGAGCAUUUGGAACAGCCUCUGUUGUCUGCUUGCAUUUCUCUGAUAACCUCUUCAAACUAACCUUUGACUCCCUCCCCUGCACUCCUCUUGCCCAUAAAUCGUUACACCAAAGACGAAUGGUAGCAGCCCAGUUGGAUAUCGAAGUCUGUGGGCCUCUUUUCACAUUAUACUAAUAAGCCUUUUUGUUUCAUACUGCAUACUGCAACUUUGGCUAACAUGCAAGUGGCUUAUCUGCAAUGAGUAUUUCAAUUAUAAGAGCAGGCAAUUUCUGUGUAUUGAGUGGUAGCAUCCGGUUUGGUGGAGUGGAGACCCCCUGUAUCGCUGCAGCUUACCUGCUAGAGCUGCAGCAAAGGCAAUGUGUCCACCCUGCCCUGGCCCCAUCCAGGUAAGCUGCAGUGACACCAGUGUCAGGAGGACAGCUCUAAUCCUCCACACCUGCCACCACUGGUAUAUAGAAACCAACACAUUAUUUUGGCCUUUUUCCGUUGAAUUUGGUAUUACAGAGAGCUGGCAGCUGUUGGGGAGUUCUUGAGCAGUACACGGAGAGAACCUUACCAAUCACUUCUGAAAUAGCACAAGAGUGAAAAAAGCCUUAAUCGUGGGCUAAUGGGCACUGAGUGAGGGGCAAGGCAGCGUGAGCAUUAGGGUCUCCUCUGCUAGCCAGGUGGAGUAGAGUCCCUGAGAAAGAACAUGACUUUGACACUGAGGGCCAAGAGUCUGGCAAAAAUCCUGAAAUGCAUAUAAGAACCUGCUUAGGGACUAAGUGAUCCCUUUGCGUGAGAUUUGAACAGAUAUACCCAGGCAGAAAAUUCCACAGAUAGUCUCUCUUUUACACAAUGUCCAGGAAUUUCUCUUGAAAGGAAAUAUUUAGUCUUCUUUUGGGAGCUAGGUCGGGCUGUGAACCCUCACCCUUUCAGAAUCUUCACUGUGAGGGCAUUCGAAUGGCUUUUUCAUAGAGUGGUCUGUCUUCACUGCCUUGUUGUUUUCACUCCUGCUGUUCUCUCUGAUAGCAGGGUCUAUUGGAGUCCAUAAGAAGACUUCCAAAUCACCAGCCCAAGUCUAGCCCUGAGUGAGUGAUAUCUAGAGGUUGCUUUGCCAUGCUAGAAAUAUGAAAGUUUGUGAGAUGAAAAAUGGGGGUUUCCCUUUGCUUGUUACAUCGACAGUUAACAUAAAGAAAAACCACACCUGGCACGAACUCUUUAUAUAAAGCCAGUUGCCUCCCAUCUCCCACUAUUAAGCUACUGGAGAAGAGCAAAUUAAACCUGCUAUGUUUGUUUAUGCCAACCUCAAGGCACCUGUAGUGAGGUGCAAAACAAUUCUUACCUAAUGCUUGCCUAUAUCUGCAAGUCAAAGAUUAUGAACCAGGGACCUUGUCCGCUUAUGCUGCUCAGAGCUGCAUUUGGGGGAAAGCAGGUUUGAGAGCAGAAGUGGGGGGUUGUGGGGUUCUAGUUGCACGCAGGACCCCAUCCCUGCCCCAAGAUGCAUGUGCUGUUAUGGCCCUGCUGUGACUGACAACUGACAGAUGUGUCAGCUGCUGCAUCCCUCAUUCACUCAGUAUGUGGGCUGCAUCUUUUCUGGCUGCUCACUGCGUGGCUUUGCAUGGUCCCCAUGGACUCACAUUUUCUUUGUGCUGAAAGACAGUGUCGCUGUAGUUCCCUUGAGCUGCAGCCGGCUCACUUCUGGCUUAUGUAGGCUUUUUUCUUUUUUGGGGAGGAGUUAACUGGCUUGCCAGUCUCCAAGGCUCGAUUCUAGUUAACUUCUUUUUGGGAAGCAACAGCCAGGAGCAGACGGAGACAUAGCUGAAGUGUUCCAUUGCACUGAAGAUAGGCACAAAAGAAAUUUGUGGCUCGGUUACAGGCUCUUUUCAUCCCUCCAGAUCACCAUUUCUGGGCUGGCAUCAUAGCAGACAUCACCAUCCCGUGGCACUCUGACCCACUGCAGUUUGCAGGGGGGAAAGAACUUAACCCUCUUCCACCCAAGCUGCUCUUUGGCAACUAGCCCAAAGGCUGUCCCCCCCCAACCUUUUUCUGCAAGCACCAACUUAAGACAUGUACUGUUGUGGAAACUGCAUUCCUAAGUUGUAAAUUUACUGUAAUUUCUUCUCUUUCUGACUGAAGGAAUUGUGGGAAUGUCUUUUGCUCCAGCUGCUGUAACCAGAAGGUGCCGGUCCCCAGCCAGCAGCUCUUCGAACCCAGCCGGGUCUGCAAAUCCUGCUACAGCAGCUUACAUCCCAGUAGCCCCAGCCUUGACCUCGAACUGGACAAACCUAUUGCUGCCACCUCAAACUGA
Podarcis lilfordi (Lilford's wall lizard) is the source of this 34921-nucleotide messenger RNA. NCBI's taxonomy places the organism in Eukaryota, Metazoa, Chordata, Lepidosauria, Squamata, Lacertidae. The record is from the annotation of a GenBank genome assembly.